This is a messenger RNA of Columba livia (rock pigeon), 1467 nucleotides long. RefSeq names its product cysteine dioxygenase type 1 (gene CDO1). Gene Ontology annotation, biological process: L-cysteine catabolic process. Lineage: Eukaryota; Metazoa; Chordata; Aves; Columbiformes; Columbidae. Bases 104 to 736 code for a protein of 210 amino acids. The transcript is spliced from 5 exons. The record is from RefSeq and is a predicted model, not a curated record. Gene Ontology annotation, molecular function: cysteine dioxygenase activity; ferrous iron binding.
CGCCCAGCCCCUCCGCCCGCCGGGGCGGUGGUAAGCUCCCGCCGUGCCUCCCGACGUAUAAAGGGAGGCGGCGGGGGCCGGCUGCGGGCAGCGGCUGGUGUUGAUGGAGCAGCCGGCGGUGAUGGAGCAGCCGGUGCAGACGGAGGUGUGGAAGGCGCAGAGCCUGGAGGAGCUGAUCCGCAUCCUCCAUCGGAUAUUCGACGAGGAUAAAGUCAGCGUGGAGGAAGUGCAGGAGCUGAUGGAGUCGUACGAGAGCAACCCGGAGGAGUGGCUGCAGUACGCCAAAUUCGACCAGUACAGGUAUACAAGAAAUCUUGUGGAUAAUGGAAAUGGAAAGUUCAACUUGAUGAUCUUGUGCUGGGGUGAAGGGCAUGGCAGCAGCAUCCAUGAUCACACUGACUCACACUGCUUUAUGAAGAUCCUCCAGGGAAACCUAAAGGAGACUCUGUUUGAAUGGCCUGAAAAAAAAGGCAAUGGUGAAAUGACUAAGAAAUCAGAACGAGUUUUGAGGGAAAAUCAGUGUGCCUACAUUAAUGACUCCAUUGGCCUGCACCGUGUGGAGAACAUAAGCCACACAGAGUCUGCUGUUAGCCUGCAUUUGUACAGCCCACCCUUCGACAGCUGCAACACCUUCGAUCAGAGGACUGGACACAAGCACAAAGUCAAGAUGACCUUCUACAGCCAGUUUGGAGAAAGGACUGUCUGUGCAACAGCAGUGCCACAGGAGAACAACUGAGGGGUACCAGCGUGCGUAUGCCCAAGACCUGCUGAAUGUUUAACCGGGGAUAGAAGACAUGCACAGCUAAGGCCAACAGCCAGCUACAUUUCUGUACCUUGUACAUAGAAGAACACUAGGGCAGCUUCCAGGCCACCCACAGUUUCCCUGAGCGAACACUGAUUAUGGGACACUAAGCUAACUAGUGCCAUGAACUACUUCUGGGGUUAGAUGCCUUUUCUUAGGCUCCUGUGAGAAUUAAGUAGCUUGCUUUCUGAUUCUAGCCUCCUUUUAAUUCCACUUGUGAUACCACACUGAGAAUAUGAUAAACAGAGUUUUUAAACAUCAUCUGACACUGCUUGAUAGGCCUACGUGUAUGUAUGGUCUCAGUGUAAUUAAUAACUAUAUAAAUUUCUAAGCUUCCAGUCACUUGUACGUAUAGGUAGUAUGCUAGAUUCAACUAGCAGCAGCUCUUUUUUUUAAUUAAAUCUAUUAGGUUUUAAUGCUCUAGGCCAUUUUGAUAGUUUUGUGCUUUUUUUACUUUUUAUUUUUUACAAAUUCGUUUGUCAGAUCUUGUUUUAAAUAAGGAGCAACAAAAUGCUUCAUGCACAAUGAUUUUCAAAAUUGAUUGGGCAGAGAUUUGGGGUUUUAAUAAGACUAAUCAUACUUAAUUCAGCUAAUGUCCAGUUCCCAAAGUAUUCUGUAUAGCUGGUGAAAAAGGUAACUGAAAUAAAACUGGAUUUGUGCACAGA